AGGAGAGAGCCUUUCGAUGGAGGCUGCGGUGGUAAGCGCGUCGCACGGCGCCAUGGGCUCCCUGCUCGCGAAGCUUGGCGAUCUUCUCACGGCCAAGUACAACCUGCUCAAGGAAGCUAAGGGAGAGAUCAGGUUCCUUCAGGCAGAGCUCGAGAGCAUGUACGCCUUCCUGAAGAGGAUCUCAGAUGCAGAGGAGCCCGACGAGCAAGACAGGUGCUGGGCCAAGCAGGUACGGGAGCUGUCCUACGACAUUGAGGACAGCGUCAACGAGUUCAUGCUCCGUGUGGAAAGCAAGUCUAGCAGCAAACUGCAUGGAUUCACGGGGUUCGUCAAAAGGAGCAUCAAGUUAUUAACAACCAUGAACACUCGGCAUGGCAUCGCCAAGGAGUUCGAAGGACUCAAGAUCCGUGCCAAGGAGGUGAGCGAGCGGCGAGCGAGGUACAAGGUUGACGAUGAUGCUGCUGUCAAGCCAAAGAACACAGCCAUCGAUCUUCGCUUGCUGGCGCUCCAUGCGGAGACGGCGAGCCUCGUAGGUGUCACGGGACCAAGGGAUCGCCUGAUAAAAUUGAUGGAGGGAGAGGAUGUGCCUGCGCAUCAGCUGAAAGUGCUCUCCAUUGUGGGAUUUGGAGGGCUAGGAAAAACUACACUUGCAAAUGAAAUUUACCGCAAGAUAGGGGAGCAGUUCCAGUGUCGAGCUUUUGUUUCUGUGUCCCGAAAUCCAAGCACCGGGAAGAUUCUGAGAACUAUACUAUCAGAAGUUGGCUUCAGAGCUCCUACCGACAGCAACAUUGAAAUGUGGGAAGAGACUAAACUGAUUAGUGAAUUGCACAAAUUCCUUGUUGACCAAAGGUACUUCAUUGUAAUUGAUGAUGUAUGGCAAGACUGGGCAUGGGAUAUUAUAAAAUGUGCUCUUCCAAAGAACAAGAAUGGUAGCAGAGUAAUAACAACUACACGGAUUGCGACUGUUGCUAGGGCAUGCUGCUCUGAUCACGUUGAUUAUGUUUAUGAGAUGAAGCCACUUAGUGAGCAAGACUCAACAAGGUUAUUCUUGAAAAGAAUAUUUGGUUCAGAGGAUGCUUGCCCUGCAUAUUUGAAAGAAGUGUCAGCCGAAAUUUUGAAAAAAUGUGGCGGUUUGCCCCUUGCAAUUAAUACAAUAUCUAGUCUUCUUGCUAGUCACAAGCAAAACAAUUCAAAGGAGCACUGGGUCUAUGUACGGAACACUUUAAGCGCAAAUUUUGAUGUGAGCCCAAGUUUGGAAGGGAUGAGACAAAUAUUGAACCUUAGCUACAUAAACCUUCCUCAUUAUUUGAAGGCUUGCAUGCUAUAUCUAGCUAUUUAUCCAGAGGAUUACACAAUCCGGAAGAAUGAUUUGGCUAGGCAGUGGGUAGCUGAAGGCUUUAUAAGCAAAGUUCAUGGGAUAGAUCCAGAGGAUAUUGCAAAGGGCUAUUUUAAUGAGCUUAUCAAUAUGAGUAUGAUUCAACCGGCAGACAUAGUCUAUAAUGGCGAUGUGAUGUCUUGCAGGGUCCAUGAUAUGAUGCUUGACCUUAUUCUACAUAAAUCUGCAGAAGAGAAUUUUAUCACAGUGAUAGAUGAUAUGCAACAGUUAACAGGACAGAGAGAUAGGAUCCGUCGACUGUCUAUCAACUUGGAUGGUGCAAGAGAUGAUAGAGAAGCGGGAUCCAUCCAGCUAUCCCAAACACGAACUUUGGCAGUAUUUAGUAGCCCUUCACAAUUCCCCUCAUAUCAGGAGUUCAAGCAUCUACGAGUUUUAACAAUUGAGCAUUUCAAGUAUGACUUGUCAUCACCAUUACUUGACUUAAGUAGAAUAUCUCAUUUGUUUCAAUUGAGAUACUUAUACAUCGGAUCGAAUCAUCCUGUGGUGUUACCUAGUAAAAUUGGGGGACUUCAUCAAUUGGAAACGUUCGAGAUAUAUGCUAAAAUAUAUUCAUCUAAAGGAGAAAUACAUUCGAAACUACCAACAGAUAUUUGUCGUUUGAACCGGUUAAUGCAUCUGAUUGUUUCACCGGAGGUGAUCUUUCCUUCUGGUAUUGGUAACAUGAAAUCCUUGCAAACUCUACGGUCCUUUAGUUUGGAAAACUCAUUAGACAAUUUCAAGGGCCUGAGUGAAUUAACCAAUCUGACAAACCUUGAAAUCGGCACAUGUGACAUGAUUACAUCUAUUGAUGAGAAGACUGCUAGAUAUCGGGAAGCUAUGCGCACUUGCCUUGAAAAGCUUUGCAACCUCAAAUGGCUGGUGUCAUAUGCGCCAUGGAAAGACUCGUGCUUGGAUAUGUCCAAUCUAGUACCUGCAUCUUUCCAUUAUCUCCAAGUAUUUCAUCCAAUUUCUCCUGCCUUCUCAAGGGUUCCUGUGUGGAUCGGUCAACUCCACAAUCUCUGUGACCUGUAUCUUACAGUUAAGGAAGUGUUGGAGGAUGACAUUGGAAUUGUUGCUCAGCUGCUCUCACUUAUUCGCUUUGACUUGUCCAUCAGGGGAAUUCCUAAAGACAAGAUCAUCUUUCGUGGAAAUGGAUUUCCCGUUUUGAAGUAUUUUGAAGUUAGAUGUCGCAGGAUUUGGUACCUAGCCUUCGAGGUCGGGGCGAUGCCCAAGCUUGAAGGGCUCCAGCUAUGUUUCAAUGCUCGAGGGUGGGACAGGUAUGGUGGUGCGGCACCUUCUGGUAUGGAGCAUCUGUUAGGCCUCAAGGAAAUCGUCGCAAAUAUUGGAGAAUAUGGUGCCAACAAAUCCAACAUAAGAGCUGCAGAGUCUGCACUGAGGGACUUGGCUGUCAUGCACCCUGACUUUCCUAAAGUCAACAUCCAAACUCUUGGUAGUAAUGCAUAUUACGAAUUUGACAGCAUGGAUGAGGAGGAGGAGGAGGAGGAGGAGGAGGAGGACAGUGACACGAGUUGCGACAUCACCUCCUGACCAGCAUGUGCAGGUGCUUCUUAGCAGGCAGCCAUGCCAGCACUUUGCUUCUGGUAGCCCACGAUGAGCCAACUCUUCUACACGCGUGGAUGCUUCGUCAUCGACUCCGGUGUAUCUGUGUCUUGUUUUGGCGUAUGUAUUCGUUUCGUGCCGGGGGGGCUUUUUAACUAUUCUUACGGAGAGCCACUAUCCAGAUGCCAUUCUUUCAAAAAAAUUUACACAAACAUCACACGUAAGAGAGACAGUAACUAUAUAAAUUAUCAAUUUUGCAUAUGUGGAUGUACAUGUCAGCUCGUCAACUUGGACCAGUGGAAUGAAAUAACAUUUUUGCCCCUAGGGAAGUGAAUACCGGAGUACAUCGCUCUCUUUCUGGUGCGUUUCCCCCACCCGCCUAGCGCCGCCGCUCCUCCCGCCCACCGCUGCCCCGGCAAGCCCCACCGCUCCAUUAGCCCGGCGUCGCCCCAGCUAGCGCCGCAGGUCCGUCGCCCGGCUAGCACCGCCGCUGCUCCGUCUCCUCCGAGCGCCGCCGCUCCGUGCGCCGGCGGCCCGUGCACCCCCGAUCACAUAUCACAUCGAGCGCCACCGGUCCCGAUCCACGCCAAGCGCCCCCAUGCAUUCAUGCUUUUAACUGAUGUGAACUGAUGUACGAAUUGUUUAUAUUUUGCUGUGAACUAAUGUAUGAAUUGAUGUGUAGCAUGGUAUGGUCAAUAUUAUUAGCUUGUUCUGUUAUGUGUGACCUUGUAUGGCCUACUGGAUGCUCAUAUAUUGAUGUGUGACCUCAUAUGGCCUACUGCAUGCUCAUGUUUGCUGGAUGAUGCUUAUUAUUCAAUUUGUGUACAUGUUUGUUGGCUCUGCACAUAUAUAUGUCUGUAUACUUACUGAAAUUUUACUGAUGAAUAUUGUUUAAGUUUUGUAUAUUAGCUAAAGUAUUAUAUUAUUAGUUGCUAAUGUAUAUUAGCAACUAAGUUUAGUCAGGGUGGUCACACAGUCCCAGCUCAGACCU
Oryza brachyantha (malo sina) is the source of this 3926-nucleotide messenger RNA. Its product is annotated as disease resistance protein RGA5-like. The coding region runs from base 17 to 2923 and encodes 968 amino acids. Lineage: Eukaryota; Viridiplantae; Streptophyta; Magnoliopsida; Poales; Poaceae. The record is from RefSeq and is a predicted model, not a curated record. Gene Ontology annotation, molecular function: ADP binding. Gene Ontology annotation, biological process: defense response to other organism. The transcript has 3 exons.